Messenger RNA from Myotis brandtii (Brandt's bat), 2664 nucleotides. It is a transcript of the gene ARRB1, whose product is annotated as arrestin, beta 1. The transcript has 15 exons. Gene Ontology annotation, biological process: signal transduction; G protein-coupled receptor internalization; visual perception. Bases 16 to 1560 code for a protein of 514 amino acids. Lineage: Eukaryota; Metazoa; Chordata; Mammalia; Chiroptera; Vespertilionidae. Gene Ontology annotation, molecular function: G protein-coupled receptor binding. The record is from RefSeq and is a predicted model, not a curated record.
GUGAGGAGGGGCGAGAUGGGAGCAUAUUUUCAUUUCAGAGGGGGGCCUUUGGCCGUGGCAAGGAGAGUGGAUGGGAAGAGCAGGCCUGGAAGCAAGGAGACCUGUGAGGAGGUGGAGGAGGAGGAGCCUGAGAGAAGGGUGUUCAAGAAGGCGAGCCCAAAUGGAAAGCUCACCGUCUACCUGGGGAAGCGGGACUUUGUGGACCACGUCGACCUCGUGGACCCUGUGGGUGAGUCCCUGGAGGCCAGGGAGGAAGGCAGUGGGGGAAGUGGGCCUGGCCAGGCCCCUUCCAGAGAAGUGCCCCCAAUGCUCCUGUCCCCAGGGCAGUGCGGCCCUCCCCACGGGAACUUGGGGACAGACCUGUGGCCUUCAGUUAUCUCGGUCUCAGGGCGACAGCUGCUGCCGUGGGGCCUGUUGGCUGCCCUCCCGGCCGCCUCCUCAGUGCCCCCUGCUCCCACAGUCUACGUGACCCUGACCUGCGCCUUCCGCUAUGGCCGGGAGGACCUGGACGUCCUGGGCCUGACCUUUCGCAAGGACCUGUUUGUGGCCAACGUGCAGUCCUUCCCGCCGGCCCCCGAGGACAAGAAGCCGCUGACCCGGCUGCAGGAGCGCCUCAUCAAGAAGCUGGGCGAGCACGCCUACCCGUUCACCUUUGAGAUCCCUCCGAACCUCCCAUGCUCGGUGACGUUGCAGCCGGGGCCUGAAGACACAGGGAAGGCCUGUGGUGUGGACUAUGAAGUCAAAGCCUUCUGUGCGGAGAACCUGGAGGAGAAGAUCCACAAGCGGAAUUCUGUGCGCCUGGUUAUCAGGAAGGUUCAGUAUGCCCCGGAGAGGCCUGGCCCCCAGCCCACAGCCGAGACCACCAGGCAGUUCCUCAUGUCGGACAAGCCCCUGCAUCUAGAGGCCUCCCUGGAUAAGGAGAUCUAUUACCACGGAGAACCCAUCAGCGUCAAUGUCCAUGUCACCAACAACACCAACAAGACCGUGAAGAAGAUCAAAAUCUCGGUGCGCCAGUAUGCAGACAUCUGCCUUUUCAACACAGCCCAGUACAAGUGCCCCGUGGCCAUGGAGGAGGCCGAUGACACAGUGGCACCCAGCUCAACCUUCUGCAAGGUCUACACGCUGACCCCCUUCCUGGCCAACAAUCGGGAGAAGAGAGGCCUCGCCCUGGACGGGAAGCUCAAGCACGAAGACACGAACCUGGCCUCCAGCACCCUGUUGAGGGAAGGAGCCAACAGAGAGAUCCUGGGCAUCAUUGUUUCCUACAAAGUGAAAGUGAAGCUGGUGGUGUCCCGGGGCGGCCUGUUGGGAGACCUUGCGUCCAGUGACGUGUCCGUGGAACUGCCCUUCACCCUAAUGCACCCCAAGCCCAAAGAGGAGCCCCCACAUCGGGAAGUUCCAGAGAACGAGGCGCCAGUAGAUACCAACCUCAUAGAACUUGACACAAACGACGACGACAUUGUGUUUGAGGACUUUGCCCGGCAGAGACUGAAAGGCAUGAAGGACGACAAGGAGGAGGAGGAGGAUGGUACUGGCUCUCCACAGCUCAACGACAGAUAGACCGGGGCCGGCCCCCGCCGGGCAGCUCCAGGUCCGCCCUCCUGCACUAGGCUGCUUCCUUGUCUUCUUCCUGUUCUGGUGCCCCCUCCCCUUUGUUCUUCCAGUUUCUACCAGGGGCCCAGUGGUCUUCCAGGUUGUGGUGGUGAACCUCUGGCCUCAGGGUGGGCCCCGCAUCACCACGCCAACAGGGCCGCGUGCACCACCAUAACCCUGUCACUGCAGUCACCUCUCCAUCCUCUUCCUGCUGACCCCCAGAAAGGCCACCAUGGCUCUGGCCUUGGAAUUUCACUUGGGAUGGGGAGCAGGGGCGACCAUAGGACACAGGACUUGGAAGGGUGGGGUUGAGGGGUCCAGAUGUGUGAGGGAAUGCCCACAGUCCCAGGUGGUUAACACAGUCUGGCAGCUAAAAGAUGCCCAUGGUGAAGGCCACGCUUUCUGGCUGGGAGGACAGACUGUGGAUAGAUGCUCAAUGCCUUUUUGCAGUCCUGACCCACUAAACACCUCCCCCCUCCUCCCCCUGUCCCUCCGUGUCUGACAGUGACAUUAGUGUAGACCCCAGGAGUGGACAAGAGCAACUGGACCAACUUCUUACCAGCAGUUAGCUAGUCUAAGGCCAGCUGUAGUCUAUUUCAGUAUUGUCAGGAUAUAACCUCUUAGCUACCCUGUAUCUUAUGUGUGUGUCCUACCUAGAAAUAUGCACAUAGAGAGAGAAAAGGAGGGGUCUUCAGAAAGCACCCCCCUGCCCCUGCUCCAGGCAGAGUGAGCCGAAGCUACAGAGAUUUCCUGAAGGGUGGCUCUGAGAGAUGGGUGCAGGGGCGGAAAGGGGAGAAUCUGUCCUGUUUCCUUGCUUUGUGGACCUGUGACUGGCGAUGCCAUGGGAAGCAAGCCUGGCAGUCUAGAGGGGUCCGGGGACACCGGUGUCCUCCUGUCUCCACCUUGCAGUUCUCCAGGGCUGGGCUGGGCCUGUAGGCUGGGAGGCAGCACCUAUGGCUACCAUACCCACAGGCAAAAGGGGUCCUUCCCCAGAGGGGGGCAGGGUCCAUCGGGGUGCCCUCACCUAAAAGGGAGGGGCUGCUGCAUAGUAAGGAACCUUUUGUUUCCGUG